AUGGCGAGCGCGUCUCCCAGUGAUUGUGUAGACAGUGAGCUGAGCUGCGCCAUCUGCCUGUGCACGUUUGACUGCCCCUCCACGCUGAGCUGCGGACACUCGUUCUGCCUCCGGUGUCUGGACGGUGCCUGGAAGAGAGCGAGCAGCUUCAGCUGCCCGCAGUGCCGAGCGGCCUUCCCUGAGCGACCCCAGCUGAAGAGGAACGUGGCGCUUGCCAACCUGGUGGAGCAGCUCAGAGUUGGAGAGAAGAUGGCCUCCCCUGUCCUGUGUGAUGUCUGUAAUGACAGACAGACUCCCGCAGUGAAGACCUGCCUGAAAUGUGAGAUGUCCUACUGUGGGAUACACGUAAAGCCUCAUGUGGAGAAUCUCAAGUUGAAGGACCACGACCUGGUGGCGCCCAUUUCUAAUCUGAAGGAACGAAGAUGCGAGAAGCAUGGGGACCCUUCCAGGUUCUUCUGCAAGCAGGAAGUUGCAGGGGCUCCACAUAAGAGGUUCGUGUGCAGGGACUGCACCAUCGCAGGAGACCACAUAGGACAUCGGGUCAUCACACUCAAGGAUGAGCACGAGACACGGAAGAGUGGAGUCGUUGAGGAGACGCGAGCGGUGGAGGAGAAGAGGAGGGAGGCGGAGGCAUUCGUGAGACGGAUGAAGGCCACUCGGAAGGAAGUGCAGGAUUCCAUGGCCCAGACCAAGGUUCGCAUCGCACGCGAGUUCACCCGCAUGAGGGCGACGCUGAAUGAGGACGAGAGGGCAGCUCUGGACCGCGUGGACGUGAAGGGGCGCGAGCUGCUAUCUCGGAUCGAGGAGCACAUCACUCAUUACGAGCGCGAGAUCAGCGACCUCCAGGCAGCAGCCACGGGCCUGCAUGCUCUGCAGGAGGAGAGAGACUCACUCACGUUCCUGCAGGGUCAUAUGAAGAAGACAAAGAGGACUGAGCGCCCCCAACCACCUGCUCUUCCAAGUGAAUUGACUGUGGGUGGCGUGAGCUGGCUGAGUGGAGUCAUUGAGAAGCUCAAGCUGUCUGCACCAUACGGACGCUCACCGACUCUGGACCCAAACUCGGCCCACAACGAACUCCAGAUUUCCUCGGACCUCAGGACGGUGACGCGGACCGCUGUCUCCCAGGGUCGUCCCGAUCACCCGCACCGCUUUGAUGGCUGGCGACAAGCCCUGUGCUCCGAGAGCUUCUCGUCUGGUCAGCACUACUGGGAGGUGAACGUGGGGGGUGUGACGGGGUUCUGUCAGGUUGGAGUCGCGUACGGGACGAUCGCACGGAAAGGGCUUGGUAAAGAGUGCGGGCUGGGACAGAACGACUCAUCCUGGGUUUUAUAUACAAAUAACAACAGCUGCUCAGUGUGGCAUGGUGGUGUAUCGACCUCAGUGUCGGUGAGGGAUCCUCCCCGGAGAGUCGGUUGUCACCUGCACUACGAGGCGGGGCUGCUGUCGUUUUACCGCGCCGACUCCAUGGAGCUGCUGCACUCCAUCCACCACUCCUUUAGUCAACCGCUCUACCCCGCACUGAGUGUGUAUGGUGAUGGUAGCUCAGUGAGGAUUCUGGAUCUGAGUCGUGCGUGCUGAGAGCACGGAGUGUGAGCAGCACAGAGAAACGGGCACAACGCACAGACUCGCGCAAACAAAGACACAGAUCCACCGUGUAGCCUUCACAGGCUGUUGGGGCAAGUGCUGUUAGCGAGCACCUAUGAGGCCGUCCAUAAAUGACGUCACGCAC
Lethenteron reissneri (Far Eastern brook lamprey) is the source of this 1729-nucleotide messenger RNA. RefSeq names its product E3 ubiquitin/ISG15 ligase TRIM25-like. The record is from RefSeq and is a predicted model, not a curated record. NCBI's taxonomy places the organism in Eukaryota, Metazoa, Chordata, Hyperoartia, Petromyzontiformes, Petromyzontidae. Gene Ontology annotation, molecular function: zinc ion binding; protein binding.